Molecule: messenger RNA, 2898 nt
Organism: Puntigrus tetrazona (Sumatra barb)
Lineage: Eukaryota; Metazoa; Chordata; Actinopteri; Cypriniformes; Cyprinidae
Gene: fxyd6
Product: FXYD domain containing ion transport regulator 6
Exons: 10
Coding region: 423-722 (99 amino acids)
Biological process (GO): regulation of sodium ion transmembrane transporter activity
Cellular component (GO): membrane
Molecular function (GO): sodium channel regulator activity
Source: RefSeq, a predicted model, not a curated record
UUUACACGCUUAUAAAGACCAACCAACCACUACUCGCGACCAACGCGUGCGGUGUCUCUCAUUGCGCGCGUGGCGGGGCGGGAACCGAGAGAGCGGGAGAGGAGAGACAAGGGACAAACCAACAGUCAAUAUAUUUAUAUCAGAAACGAGGAGGUGAACCGCGUUGGCUGCUGUAUAACACCAAACGCUCGUUUAAGUGGACUGGUAUCCAUUCAUAACUUUUCGCUCCAUCUCAAACCGCCCCAAAAAUCCACUUAACAGAAAAAAACGACUCGAGGACCCUACAGUCGCGCGGAUCGUGAAGCAGCGUUUGACCCACUGUUGCCCAUCCACUUACAAGUACCCUUAAGGAGACGAGACGAGGUACAGUGACAACGCGCCAGUCAAGGACGGAGCAUAAUCGUGAUUAUAAAUAAUUUGCCAUGGAAACUGUUCUGGUCUUCCUUUUUUCCCUCCUAGUCUAUGUGGCGGCUUUGUCUGAAUCUGCUGUCCAAGAUGGAAAAGACAAGGGAUUGAAACCAUUUGUAUACGACUACGAGAGUUUGAGGAUUGGCGGAUUGGCGUUUGCUGUGGUGCUGUUUGCUCUGGGAGUGCUCCUUAUUCUCAGCCGCAGAUGCCGCUGCAGUAUCAACCAGAAGCCCAGGGCUCCAGGAGAUGAAGAAGCUCAAGCAGAGAACCUCAUGGUCUCCAAGGCCAAGGAGACCCCUAAAGCUGAAAACUGAAACAGUCCAGUGAUGUUGAACACAUAGCUGUGGCUGAACAACUUCACUGAUGCUGCGGAUGCUGAUGAUGAUGAAGCUGAUUCCAGACCACGGCUAUGAGAGGAUAGCGAGGAGACAGAUUUGUGGGGGAGGCGACUAUGACUUGGAUUUUUAAUGGGUCAGUGUCUUGUACGUAGACCUCUAGUCCUGUCACGUUAACAGUAACCGUAUCCGUCUUUUCGUCCGUGCCCUUUUGCAACAGUCCGUCUUGAGUGAGUUGUUUUAGCAAAACUAGCCACUUUCUGCAGAUCAUUCUUAACAUUUUUGGCUCCUCCCCAACCGAACUUGUGCAUGAGGUUUAAAAGGAACAGUUCACCCAAAAAUGUAUAUUCUCCUUCCAAAUCUGUAUGCAGUUAUUUUUUUAGCGUUGAACACGAGAACAGAUCAUAUUAAAGAUUGUUCGUUUAGCCCUUGUUAUAUAAUGGCAAAACCUAAAAAAGAACAAAAACACUAUAGUUGUAAUUUUUGGUUGAACUGUCUCUUAAAAAAACAAAAACAAAAAAAAAAAAAACAUCUUAACAUCCAACAGUGAUUAACUGUUAUCGUUAUUGUUGGUAAGACCACUUGUUAUUGUCAUUUGUGUCGCACCUGCUGUUUUUUCUCUUGUAGAUUGUAUAGAUUAUAUGCACAAAUAUUUAAAGUAUUUAAUAUAAGUAUUGAUUCAUAUGUGGUGCAGAAAAUAUAUUUGAAUAUACGGUGUAUGCAUGUGUGCGCGCGGAUGAAUAGACCCUAUAGAGUUUGUAUGAAUGCGUGUGUGUGUGUGUGUGAGUGUAUGUAUGCCCACAUUCAGGGCUCCUCCUCCCGACAAUCUUUCGACCAUUGUACCCAGACCAAGCACAAAAACAAUACAGUACCACCACUGUACCACAGGGGGCCGUCCUCUGAUCAGCUGCAACACUGCCGGGCUCAAAGCCCCCAUUCGGACCCACAGCCUAAAUGUCUGCGGCCUGAGAGCAAGACCGCAGAAGCAGUUCACUUCACCAUAGUGCCACAAACUCGUGUCGUUUAUCUUUACUAUCACAUGUCUUCUGUAGCCUACGUAUUCACUUUCUUAAAAGGAAUAGUUCACCCACAAAUAAAUAUUUUAGUAUUGUCUACUCACCCUCAUGUCAUUAAAGCUUGUUAUGUGGAGCACAAAAGGAGAUAUUUUGCUGAACGUCCAAGCAGCUGUUUCCAUACGGUAAAAUCAAGCAUAAGGUAUAAUAGAGCAUAUGCAGCCGAACUUUAUUUGUGUGCGGACACAGGCCCUCAUGGUUUUAUUGUAGUAAAAGUGCUGUAACCAAGUUGUUUCGGGACAGUUUUACUACAAAUACCUUGGUUAAACUACGGUUUCUGUGAUUAAUUUUCAUAAGGGUUGGAAAAAGUUCUGAUGAAUAUGACACAAUAAGUGGAAACACUUCAAGUUGUCGACAGAUUUAUCGAAUUAUACAGGAUUUCCGGGAGACGUGUGUCGUGUUAUUUUAACUGUGAGAGCUUAUCGAGAUCAACUAAACACUGGAUUUGAAAAAGUAUGUGACAUUUAAAUUUCGCAGCACUUAAAAUACGUGCAAGAGUUUUACAUUUCCACGCCCCGAAACGAAACGCUGAGUGAAACAAAUUGUGAUUGGUUGUUUGACGUGUCAGUCAAACUGCCUCAUGGGCGGGCCUUGGCCAAUGAACGCUACCACGGAUUCCAGACCUUCAGCCGUCGGCCUGGUGGUCUGGCUACGCAAGACUACGGUGAACUUUGACUACAUGAGGUUGAGUAAACAAUGACAGAACAUUUUUGGGCGAAUUAAUGCUUUCAUAUCACUCAUAUUUAUAAACACUGUUCAAUGGGACCAAAAUAUCGGCCUCUAAAGAGACCAACCUUUGCAUUUGUGUGCGUCUGCGUAUGUAUGUGAGUGUGUGUGUGUGUUGUUCCACACAUCACUUGCUGUGAUAAACCUACGAGAGCUGUAGAAAUGUAGGCCAGUUUAUAAAGAGAGAAGCGUUCCACAGAAUAUUAAUCACAUGUAUUCAAGAACACAGUCUAACGCUACAGACGCUUCGCUAUUAGAGAGGAAUUUAAUACAUAUUCAUCUCAUAUCUGUGCAGCUGCUGUGUAUGGCCGCUCUUUGUGCUUCGAAAUAAAUAAAGUCUUUGUCUGACACAGGCA